GCCGAAUAAGAUGGCAGAGCUUUAACUCGCACCGGCCUGGAGAUAAAUAUGCCCGUGGGUCGAGCUGUCGACAUGAGUUUGAUGGACAUCUCCAAGAUCUUCUCAUUGCUGCAGCCCAGGGAGGACGAUGAGGACAACGCUCUGAGUCAAUCAUUAAACAACGCCGUGAGCAGCGACAACAUCUUUCUCCUCGCGCAGCUUCUUUCUCAGGAGAGCUACAGGAGGUCUAUCAACAGUCGAAGUGGCUGGGGGGUCCCCGUAACCCCCUUACGGACUGCUGCUGCUUUGGGACACCUGAAGUGCCUGGAGCUGCUACUGGAGCACGGUGCAGAGGUAGAUAGCCUGGACGUGAAGGCCCAGACGCCAUUGUUCUCGGCUGUUAGCGGCAAACAUCUAGACUGUGUGGUGGCUCUCCUGAAGGCCGGAGCCGACCCAAACGGAAGCCAGCACAACAACUCUUCGCCGGUGCUGACAGCUGCUCGAGAAGGGGAUGUGGACAUUCUUCAAGAGCUGCUCCGCUUUGGAGCAGAAGUGGACGUUCGACCCAAAGGACCAGAGUGGGCAUCUAACGCUACGGCUUGCCGAGGGCCUCUUUAUAUCUCAGCGGUGUACGGACAUCUGGACUGCUUUAAACUCCUACUCCUCCAUGGAACUAACCCUAACUAUAACUGCACAGAUGAGAAGAUGCUGGCCCGAAUAAAGCAGCCGAAGACUGUGCUGGAGGUAUGUUUGCGUUACGGUUGCGGCGUGGAGUACAUCCAACUUCUUAUAGACUUUGGAGCAGAUGUAUAUCUGCCGACACUCAUCGUUGACAAGACAACAAAGCAGAAUGAAGCCUUGGCUCUGCUGCUCAAAGAAAGGGUUUGUCCCAAACCUCUGAUGUCACAGACUCGCCUAGCAUUCCGCAGAUACCUUCAUUUUGCUAACAAAGAUCCUGCCAUUGACGGUUUGGACGUUCCUCUUCUCCUGAGGAACUACCUGAAGCACAACACCUCUGAACACGUGGGAUGUUCCAGUUAG
Molecule: messenger RNA, 1020 nt
Organism: Phycodurus eques (leafy seadragon)
Lineage: Eukaryota; Metazoa; Chordata; Actinopteri; Syngnathiformes; Syngnathidae
Gene: asb12b
Product: ankyrin repeat and SOCS box-containing 12b
Exons: 4
Coding region: 49-1020 (323 amino acids)
Molecular function (GO): protein binding
Source: RefSeq, a predicted model, not a curated record